This is a messenger RNA of Dendronephthya gigantea, 2633 nucleotides long. RefSeq lists its product as uncharacterized. The record is from RefSeq and is a predicted model, not a curated record. NCBI's taxonomy places the organism in Eukaryota, Metazoa, Cnidaria, Anthozoa, Malacalcyonacea, Nephtheidae. The coding region runs from base 1708 to 2163 and encodes 151 amino acids. The transcript is spliced from 5 exons.
AGCCCCAAAUACGAAUCUCCUGAAAUCCACCCGAACCAUCAAUACGAGUAUCCUUCUCUCGGUGCGACAGGAAAGAAAGAUGUCGGUGUGAAGGACGGCGAGUAUUUUCCACUUAGAAGGCCGCUAUUUAAAGAUAAUGAAGAUGAUCUGUCCGGUUAUACAUCUCUUUUAAAACUGAAUAGUUCACAAGGUCACAAGGAAGCAACGUGAUUGUCUACAGUGCGUAUUUAUAAGCAACUACCUUUUUUAAGGAUUUUCAUAAUUAAUUUUAAACAUCGUUAAGUAAUUAAUGAGCAUGCAAUAACAUUUUUCAACCUAUAAAAAGUCUUUUAUGAAGUUAUUAAAGCAGCAUUGGUAUUAAAGGUACAGCUGCAUGCUUACAUGAGCCCGGUUACCUCAAACUAAACGAACAGUGAUUGAAAGUCUUCAUGAAACAAAACAAGUUCUUGCUACUGUUGGGAUGAUUACACCACUACCAGGAUGAUGCUCAACUUCGUUUCCAGGUUAUGCAUUCUGCUCAAAUGUGGGCAAAAUGGAAACCGUGGGAACAAUUAAGAUGGGAUCAUGUUAUAUGCAUUUAAAUACUUCAAAAUCAAAAUCGGGGCCAAUUAAACGGGAACAUGCUCCACAGUUCAUUGUCUGAUGAAAAUCUUAUAACUGUAUGAGUGCGGCAUAUUUUUGAGAUCUAUAUAUUUCGGUUCUCACUUCUCAGUAGUUGAGAUAUUCUUUACAUCCUAUCACAUUGGCAACCUUGUCUUGUGGGAUCCUUUACUUCAACAAAACGAUAGUUAGCUACAGCAUGAAAAUAGUGAACAAAGUCUGAUAUAAAGAUAAUGAUAGCGUAGUACUGAUAGUAGACCUUAAACCAUUUAUAGAAACCAGUUGAUGAUAGUUCGCUAGUAAAAUAUUAAGUGCCACAAGAUAUAAAGUGCCACAAAAUCAUAAAUACGUUGGCUUUAGUUGAUUUUCUGCCCAUAUAUAAGUCAACUGAGAAGUGAAUAUAGACCAGUUCAGCUGGCAUGCAAAUUAAACCAUUUCAGAUGUGGUGACCAUGGAAUAGCCAGUAAAAUUUAACCAUUUCGAACCAUGUGAUUUGAAUUAAAUGGGUUAAUUUGCAUACAAGCUGAAAAGGUCUAUUAGAUGCGACCAAAUUGGAUCAUCUAAAAAAACCUUUACAUCGCACCACAUGCGUAAAAUAAACUGUAUUUCGUUUUGAACAUUGCGUUAUAAAUCUUAAUUAGCUGCAUACAUGAGAAAACUACAACAUCCAUUGGAGGGACUCUCUAUUCCCCCAAUAACAAAUAUUUUAUGCUUUAGUACUCUGUACCUAUCACCUUUGUUAGUAUAUUUGCCACCGACUGUAACCAGCAAAAAGCAAAACAACUGUCAUGCAGAAACUUGUAAACAUAGAAAUCGAUAUAUUCAUACAAAUGACUCAUGUUUGCCACGGUUCUCGCAAAAGCCUUCAGACUUUAUAGAGAAUUAAGCGUCCUCACUUGAUCGUGGGAUUAGAUUCAAACACGAUGAAACGUUCUGAAAUAACUCCGAUACUGCUCGAGCUGGCGAGAAAUUAGGAACAAGAGGAAGGCCGACUAGAAGUAAAAAAAAUUCCGGAAAUACCAACCACAAGGUCAAGGGACACAACGGGGUAGAGGGGACAAUCGAGGCACAACGCGAGGAUCAACGAGGGGACGUGAUAACAGAGGGAUGUCACAUACUCAGGGAAGAGGGUAUAACGUGGGUUCGUAUCCAAACCAGCCUGGCCAAGGAGGGCACUCAACAUAUAACGAAUCGUUUAGUAAUUUCGCAUACAAUUCAAGGAAUGUUGGCCUAGACUAUGGCGUAAACUAUCCACAAAGCUAUGAGACUGAACAGAUCCACCAUGGUGGUAGUUCCUCUUAUCAUAGAGGUGGUGGACAGCCAUAUUCUGCUCAACCACACCCCGGUGGUCAAGUCUACCCCAUGGCAAAUACCAACAGGGCACCGAAAACCUUGGACACUCGUAAAGAACACCUUAAGUCCGAAAUCACUGCUAAUUUAGCGGCCGCCCUUGGCGAUUUGACAAAACUAGUUCACGACGAGGAAGAUGCCUCAGUUGCUCUCCACGUUUCAAAUGCUUUGACAGAAUCGUUACUAAAGUAUAGAAUGAGUGGAUUACAAUGAAUUGUCCAUCAUAUGACUGCUACAGGAAUCCAUUUCGAAACCAAAGCUCAGACAUACCCUUGUGUCCCAGCUAUGAGUCCAGGUGUGGGACAAAUGUACAAUAUGUACUUGCUAUAGUAUACUUUGAAAAGUCGCCAAAUGAAUACUCAGCCUAUCGCAGGCUGGAAAUAAUUCCAAUGGUAUUAAACAGGGGCGUAGGAAUGUGUACAAGAUUGGGGGGGGGUCAACGAGACGUUUUUGAGAAGUACAGCUGAAUAUAAUAAUAAUAAUUUAAUUACUUAUUAUGCGCCUGUUACAUAAAAAGAUGCCCACAGGUGCAAAUGUUAAAAAAAACGCAAAACAAAAACAAGUGGAGUACUUGCACCAGUGUAUUGAUUCUAUAUAAGUGUCUUAAGAGUUAAGACAGACAUUUAUUUAUCGACAGAGUCUUAUGGUCAGAAUCGUCAGAAAUGACAAUCGUCUCUUAUUGU